Monomorium pharaonis (pharaoh ant) is the source of this 1614-nucleotide messenger RNA. RefSeq names its product WD repeat-containing protein 55 homolog. The transcript is spliced from 9 exons. The record is from RefSeq and is a predicted model, not a curated record. Bases 16 to 1584 code for a protein of 522 amino acids. Gene Ontology annotation, molecular function: protein binding. NCBI's taxonomy places the organism in Eukaryota, Metazoa, Arthropoda, Insecta, Hymenoptera, Formicidae.
UGCAGAACACAAGUCAUGAAUUUACCGACAAACGACAAUGAUACGACUAUACCUGCAACGGCUGUAAAGGGCCAUCUACAAUGGAGAGUCGUAGGCCGUAGCAGUAGUCGUAGAAAAUGUCUCCACUUCGUAUUGCUUUAUUAUUUACAGCCUACAGCAGAACAAACCUAUAGCUUUGUACCGUACAACACUGCGAUAAUACCGAAACAAUCAAGCAAAUUUUUGUGUAAUUCAAUUAUAUCUAAGAAAAAUCUCAACAAAGCGUCAUUCCUUUUUUCAAGAAUGCAUUGGAAAACUGAUAAUUUAAUGCCUGAUAAUGCUGAUAAUGAUGAUAGUGAUGUGAAUAUGGAUACAAGUGAUGAUAGUAAUGACGAUGAUGAUGAUGAUGAUGAAAGUUUAACAAACGAAUCUACAUCAGAUAGCAAUGACAAUAUAAUUCCUAUUAUCAAGGAAUCGAAAGCUUUGGCAUCUAUUUCAGCAGGUAGACCAUUACCUCAGCAAAACAACAAAAAGGAUGAUUCUAUUAAUUUGGAUGCAGAUAAAGUUGUUAAAGCUAUAUUAGAUGCAGAAAAAUUGCACAGGAAUCAUCCACCUUCUAUUAUAUUAGAAGAUAUGAUAACAGAUAUAUGUUUCCAUCCUAAGAUGGACACUAUAGGCAUAGCCAGUGUUACAGGAGAUGUUUUCAUGUAUAAAUAUAACAAUGAGGGUACUAACCUUGUGUCGACCAUGGAAUUGCAUCUUAAAGCUUGCCGAGACAUUGAGUUUAGUGAGGAUGGACGAUUCUUAUUCUCGACUGGAAAAGAUUUAUGUAUAGCGAUAACUGAUAUAGAGACAGAAAAACUAACUAGGUUGUACGAAAAAGCCCAUGAACAACCUGUAUACACAAUGACGAUAAUCAACGAGUAUGUAUUUGUAACAGGCGACGAUGAUGGGGUAGUAAAACUCUGGGAUCUUAGACAGAAGGAAUGUGAGCCGGUAUUUUCUAUAAAGGAGAUGAAGGACUAUGUCAGUACAAUGAUAACCAAUAGAGACGCCAAGUAUUUAGUUUGCGCUAGUGGCGAUAGUUUAACAACUAUAAAUAUACCAGAAAGAAAACUGCAUGUACAGUCCGAAGAACACGAUGACGAGCUAAUCUGUCUAGGUUUAUUUAAAUUGGAAAGUAAAUUAUUAUCGGCUAGCAAUAAAGGAAAAAUGUAUGUGUACAAUUGGGGAGAAUUUGGAUUACAUUCGGAUGAAUUUCCAAGUGUCACAAAGAAGGCCAUAAAUUGUAUGAUUCCAGUUACAGAAAAUAUAGUGAUAACUGGUGGAGAGGAUGGAAUAGUUAGAGCGAUCAGUUUGUUUCCUCAUCGUCAUCUUGGCAUAGUUGGACAACACAACUUUUCUGUCGAGACACUCGACAUCAGCAACAAUGGCACUCUAAUAGCAUCCUCUUCGCACGACAAUGAUAUCAAAUUUUGGAAUGUACAAUAUUUCGAGACCUUAAAUGUCACUGAGCCCAAAAAGGGUGGAAAGCGAAAGUGGCUUGAAUACAAUCUUCCUAGCAGUCAAAUUAAUAAUCGAUCCGAUUUCUUUGCCGAAUUGUAAUCUUAACAAUAAUAAACUUAUAUAACUUUG